Girardinichthys multiradiatus is the source of this 1659-nucleotide messenger RNA. RefSeq names its product glycine N-methyltransferase (gene gnmt). The record is from RefSeq and is a predicted model, not a curated record. Lineage: Eukaryota; Metazoa; Chordata; Actinopteri; Cyprinodontiformes; Goodeidae. Gene Ontology annotation, cellular component: cytosol. The transcript is spliced from 6 exons. The coding region runs from base 26 to 988 and encodes 320 amino acids. Gene Ontology annotation, biological process: S-adenosylmethionine metabolic process; regulation of gluconeogenesis; protein homotetramerization. Gene Ontology annotation, molecular function: glycine N-methyltransferase activity; identical protein binding; glycine binding.
UUGUGUUCCUGAGGUUCUGUUUUUAAUGCAAACAACCUGCCGCCACACCUCAUCCUUUCACCCGCAGGACUCCCUCCGGCAGCGGGCAAAAAGUGGCAGCAUGUCGGUCGACAGCGUGUUCCGGACCCGGUCUCUCGGUGUGGCCGCCGAGGGGCUUCCUGAUCAGUACGCCGACGGAAAAGCGGCCAAAGUCUGGGAGCUUUACAUCGGAGACAUCCAGAGCCGGACCCAGGAGUACAAGAGCUGGGUGUUGUCCUUGCUGAACCGGCACGGCGCCCGGAGGGUUCUGGAUGUGGCCUGCGGUACCGGAGUUGACUCCAUCAUGUUGGUGGAGGAGGGCUUUAGCAUGGUCAGCGUGGACGCCAGUGAUAAAAUGCUGAAGUACGCUCUGAAGGCCCGCUGGGACAGAAGAAAAGAAGCAGCUUUCGAUCAGUGGGUGAUCGAAGAGGCCAACUGGCUGACGUUGCCUGAAGAUAUCCCUAAACCUGGAGAUGGCUACGACGCCGUCAUCUGCCUCGGAAAUUCAUUCGCCCACCUGCCGGACUUUAAAGGGGACCAGAGUGAGCAAAAGUUGGCUCUUUGCAACAUUGCCAGUAUGGUGCGCCCCGGUGGGAUCCUUAUCAUUGACCACCGCAAUUAUGACUACAUCUUGGAAUCCGGACGAGUGCCGCAGGGCAAAAAUAUUUACUACAAGAGCGACUUAACUCAGGACAUCACCACCUCGGUUCUGUGGGUCAACAGUAAGCCCCAUAUGAUCACUCUGGACUACACCAUCCAGGUUCCUCAGGCUGCCCUGCAGAAACUUCCUGAAGUCAGUCAGUUCCGUCUGUCCUACUAUCCUCACCGCCUGGAGAACUUCACCGAGCUCCUGACAGACGCCUUCAACAACAACAUGGAGCACACGGUCUAUGGAGACUUCAAGGCCUAUCGUCCAGAUCAGGCUCAGGCCCCGUGCUACUUCAUCCACGUCUGUAAGAGGAAAGUCUGACAGGACGGCUGAGAACUUCCUGAUAUUUUCAGUUACGUCAUGUUUAAGAGUUUAUCCUUGGUUGCACAGAGAUGUUGAGAUGAUCACAGCAGGAACAAAUAUCCAGGGAAGAAAGAUGUUCCUUUAGAAGAGCCAGUAAAUGUACAUCAGUGACUGUAAAUGAAAUAUUGAAUUAAUGAUUACCCCUCUACCGUGCUCUAAGCUGAGAGAAAAGUUGGUCCAGUUAAUUUUCUGCCUUCAUGGUAUAGACCCAACAGAGAGAGUCUGACAUUAUGUUUAAAUCCUCAUGUUUUCGAUGUGUUUUAGCAGCUUGUUUGCUUCAUCUGAGCUACAAGUCAGCAGGUAACAAACCAAAACUCUGAGCUGGGAUAAACCGACCAAAACUUUGGCUUCACAGGAAUAAAAUUACUGAUUAAUCUACCAAAGAUAUUUAAAAGUCCGUUUUAGAGAGUUGCUUUUUAAAACCUAGCUGAAUGUUAAGUUUCACAGAAUCUGCUGUUCACUACCUCCGAACCAACCCCAGAAAGCCACAUUUAAAAGGAGAUAUCUUGAAGUGGACCACAACCUCUGGCAGGAUGGACCGGCCGGUUCUAAAAGAAAGUCUUACUGUGGUUCCCAGUCUUCUGGUUAUUCAGAUUCAUGUGCAUUUAAAUAAAGUCUUUCCAAAGUAA